GUUCCGGAGGUCCGUUCUUAACCUGAAACUGUACUUAACCUGAAGCACUACUUUAGCUAAUGGGGCCUCCUGCUGCCACUGCGCCGCUGGAGCCCGAUUUCUGUUCUUAUCCUGAAGCAAAGUUCUUAACCUGAAGCACUAUUUCUGGGUUAGCGGAGUGUGUAACCUGAAGCGUAUGUAACCUGAAGCGUACAUAACCCGAGGUACCACUGUACUUGUUAAUGUGGUUUCUGUGAUGUAAAAAGAAAGCCAUUGGUUUUUACAUUAUGUUAUUUUGGAAUGAUCAUAUUUGAAAGUCCUGGUUGUUGAGACUACAGUGAUUUGGUGGGGGGCUAUUUUCUUGUGUACACAUGAUGUCAGGAGUCAAGGAGGCACUGUGCUUAAGAGGCACAUUGUGUUCUCAUAAAGGUUUAUUGCCUUGGAGGUGGAGAUACACACAUGUAUGGCGUAUUGUCAUACAUAUAUGGCAUAAAACCAGAUUAGGCUAAAUUCAGGAGCUGUAGAUAGACACCAGGGCAUGCAGGAUGUCUUUCAGGCCAAUUGGCUGGAUAUGUGGACAGCUGGUCAACAAAUUUGCUGGACAAGCCCAGAUAAUACAGAGACUCUUCUUGGAAAUUAUAGAUGAGAUUAGGGAUGAAUUCCCCAAUUUACUGAGACUGACAAGCUCAAACCAGGACGGCAAUCGCACCGUGCAAGAGUCUAGGUCUGUUGUGGCGAGAGUGUUCUCUUCCGCUCAUGCGGUAAUGAUUAGGCAUGGGCUAGGUCAUCUCUCCCGCUCUUCAAAAUCAAUUGCAAAAUUUGUGCAGCCACACCUCAUUCAAAAAUUGGCAGGGCUGCAUAGGCUAUCACAUCGUCUCUUGCAGAAACUGAAUGCUCCCAAACAACCUCUUUAUAAAUUGAAGGAAAAAUCCAUGUUCCUUUAUGAUGUCCUUUCCUAUCCAACGAAGACCGCCCUCACUGGUGUAAUGAGCAUUUCUUAUGCAGCACUAAUUUAUCUGGCAGUGUCCAUUAAUAAAGCACUGGGAAGAAUUAAAAGCAUAACUGAAACAAAAAAGAGCUCCAGGGAAAGCAGCAGCGAUGGUCUUGAUGCAGAUGGAUUUCCCAGAGUCAAGGAAAAGGCAAACGACUCUGCAACUUCCUCCACACACCAAGUAUCUUCAGAGCUGACUAUUAAGGAAUCACUAAGCAGGGGAAGCAUCCAAACACUACUUUUGGCAAUAGAUAAAGAAAAUGAAUAAUAAUGCUCCCUUGUACCCAAGAAAGGUAAAGGCACCCCUGA
Molecule: messenger RNA, 1279 nt
Organism: Podarcis raffonei (Aeolian wall lizard)
Lineage: Eukaryota; Metazoa; Chordata; Lepidosauria; Squamata; Lacertidae
Gene: SPATA9
Product: spermatogenesis associated 9
Exons: 5
Coding region: 525-1238 (237 amino acids)
Source: RefSeq, a predicted model, not a curated record